Messenger RNA from Vitrella brassicaformis, 1208 nucleotides. The record is from the annotation of a GenBank genome assembly. Lineage: Eukaryota; Vitrellaceae.
CAAAUGAAUCCACUUGCAAUGUAUCACGACAGCAGCAUCUGUCCGUCCAACAAAAAGCGACCCAUGCUACACACACUACCUACAGAGCUACAGAGGCUGGCUACUCUACACACCUGACGAUAAACGUCUUAACGGCCUAUCUCUCGGCGCAGCUGCAGCGUCUUCGCUCGUCGAUCUCCUCCCGCACGCGCAUGCCCAUCUCGGCGCCCAUACACCGCACAAACAGCUCACGCGUGCCGUCGUACGGCGCACCCUCGUCGCAGAAGACGCCCACCGACACCGACACGCUGUUGGCCGCCUCCUCGCGCAGCACGUGGAAAUACGCGAGGAAGGGGGACGUCGUCUUGUCGGUGAGCAGGAACAGCCGGUAGCUGAGGUUGGGCGACCUGAGCCUCACGCGACAGACGGUGGGGCUGCUGGCGCCGUCUGCAUACACAUACGCCAGCAGCCCUUCUGUCGUGGCUGUCUGCCUCUCUCCCCUCCUGUCUGCAUGCCUGCCUGCCGAUGCAAUCACUACUUGCUGCGCAGCAGGGGAUCCGUCACUCAGGCUGGUUGCUGCACGCCUGAUGGCAAUCUUUGCGGAGUGGGUGGCAGCAGGCGGCUCCCCAGUGCUUCAAGCCUCCUGAUGCACACACACACACACGAGUGGUGUUCAUUCAGCAGGUCUCAAGUCCGUCGCUCACCUGAGGCGGGCCGCCCCACCCCACUCGCGCAGCAGGUUUUCUCUAAACUCCCGCGCUAUCCGCAAGGACAUCAUGCCACACCUCUCGAUGAACGCCCUCCGAUACUCGUCCUUGAUCGUCUGCGCACACGGACGCACGCACACAGGGCCACGUGUGUCUUGUCUUUGUGUAGGCGCAUGAGCUCAUGCGUGUGCGUACGCACCCCGUCUUCGUUGAGUACGGUGUCGAGAAGAUAUGUGCUUCAUCCAGAUCCGGGGUCAAGGGUGCACGGCAGCUCCUCGUCAAUCGACCAAAUGGCCUUCUCCACCCUUGCCAUUGCAGCCCAGUCCUCCUUGCUCGUGGGAUAUCUUCCCUCAGGUGCUCUCUUGCUCCACUCGCAGCCCAUAGCGGCUCUGGCACUCAGCCAUUCGUUGCCGACACUUGAAGGUCCGUCAUCGUCAGAUGAGUCGAUAUCUCCAGCCGGUCAAAGCGGCUGUAGUCGAUGGGUAGGCCUCCCUGAGGGAUGGUGCGAAGCUUAGAGCCAGA